Molecule: messenger RNA, 3689 nt
Organism: Polistes dominula (European paper wasp)
Lineage: Eukaryota; Metazoa; Arthropoda; Insecta; Hymenoptera; Vespidae
Gene: SMC2
Product: structural maintenance of chromosomes 2
Biological process (GO): chromosome organization
Cellular component (GO): chromosome
Molecular function (GO): protein binding; ATP hydrolysis activity; ATP binding
Source: RefSeq, a predicted model, not a curated record
CACUGUUAAAACUAUGCUAACGGUUUAAACUGUUUUCUUUCAUGUAAUCAAUUUUUCUAACUUAAAUAAUAAAUAAUUAUAUCUGAAAAUGUAUAUUAAAUCUAUGGUAUUAGAAGGUUUUAAAUCUUACGGUAAAAGAAUAGAGAUAAAUAACUUUGACAAGGAAUUCAACGCUGUCACAGGAUUUAAUGGAAGCGGCAAAUCAAAUAUUUUAGACGCUAUAUGCUUUGUUUUGGGUAUUACAAAUCUCAGUCAGGUACGUGCUACAUCUUUACAAGAUCUAGUAUACAAGUCUGGUCAAGCGGGUAUACAGAAAGCUACUGUUACAAUAAUAUUCGAUAAUCGUGAUCGUGAGUCAUCGCCUAUCGGAUAUGAGCAUCACAAAGAACUUGUUAUAACACGACAAAUUAUUAUCGGAGGGAAAAAUAAAUAUUUGAUUAAUGGAUUAAGCGUGCCUAAUAAAAGAGUUCAAGAUUUGUUUUGUUCUGUACAAUUAAAUGUAAAUAAUCCUCAUUUCUUAAUAAUGCAAGGCAGAAUUACCAAAGUGUUGAAUAUGAAACCAUUCGAAAUUUUAUCUAUGAUUGAGGAGGCAUCAGGAACACGCAUGUAUGAAACUAAAAAACAAAUGUCGCUUAAGACUAUUGAAAAAAAAGAAAAUAAAUUGAAAGAAAUCAAUAAUGUUCUGGAACAAGAAAUAGCACCAAAGUUGAAUAAACUUAAAGAGGAAAGGUCUUAUUACAUGGAAUAUCAAAGAGUCCAACGAGAAUUAGAACAUUAUAACAGAUUAAAUAUUGCUUGGGAGUACAUUAAAACUACAAAAAGUUAUAAUGAGGCAGAAGAGCAAACGCAGCUUACCAAAAAUCAAAUAAAUGAAAAAAUGACAAGAAUUAAUAUUGGGAACAAGGAGAUAGAAGAAAUUGAUAUGAAAUUGAACGAAAUGUAUAAGAUCAAAAACGCGGAAUUUAGUGAACAAUUAGGAAAAUUAGAGGACGAAUUAAAAGACGUGGAGAAAGAGCAAUUUAAAAUAACAGCCAAAUUCAAUGGCAAUAAAGAAGAUAUUAAAGCUACAGAAAAGACGGCAGAAGAAUUGAAAGCAAACAUUAACGAUGAAGAGGAAACAUUGCUCGUUAAAGAAAAAGAAUUUGAAAAGGUAGGAAGUUUGUUUAAGGAAUUGAAAGAAAAUGAUGAAAAGGAUUCUGUAGCUUUAAUGGCUGCCCAAGAAAACUAUCAAAAGAUUAGUUCAGGAUUAUUGCAAACGGAGAAUGGUGAAAAUGCAACGUUGGAGCAACAGUUGAUAAAUGCCAAACAGUAUGUGACUCAAGCGCAAACAGAGCUCCAGCAAUUGCAAAUGAAUCUGGAUCAUGCUAAAACUCAAUUGAAUACUAAAUUAAAAGAUAUGCGCAAUACGAAAGAUGAAUAUAGAAAAGAUAGUAAUGUUCUCGAGAAGAAAGAAGAAAUAUUAAAGAACUUGGAAGAUCAAUUAGCACGGAUUAAUUACAAAGAUCGUUUGGAAGAGCUCCAAGCUCAUAAGCAUACGUUUAAUAAUGAAAUAAGAUGUUUGCAAGAUAAAAUAGAUCUAUUAGAACAGCAAUAUCCUAGACUUAGGUUUUAUUAUAAAAAGCCAGAUCUCAAUUUUAAAGAGGAUUCCGUUAAGGGACUGGUCUGUACGUCAUUGAAGAUUAAAAAUAAAAAUGCUGCGUAUGCUUUGGACUUAGCUGCAGGAGCAAAGCUGUACAAUGUAAUAGUCGAUACUGAAGAUAACGGUAUGAAAUUAUUGGAACGUGGUCAGUUGCAACAACGCAUCACGAUUAUUCCGCUUAACAAAAUAGAAGGAAGAACUAUGGAUAGGCAUAUAAUCGAAUUAGCGGAAAAAUUAGUUGGCGCCGAUAAAGUUCAACCAGCUUUGUCGCUUAUUGAUUUUUCCGAAGAAAUUAGACCCGCGAUGACUUGGAUAUUUGGUCAGAUUUUUAUAUGUAAAGAUAUGGAGACUGCAGAAAAGAUAGCUUUUCAUAAAAAGAUUAUGAAAAAAUGUGUAACCCUGGAAGGUGAUAUAUUUGAUCCUGUCGGUGCGUUGUCUGGUGGUGCAGCAUCUAAAACGGAAUCUGUUCUUCUUAAAAUAGAAGAAUAUAAUAAAAUGAAAGAUCUAUUGAAACAAAAACAGCAAGAUUUGUUAAAGAUCGAUGAAGAUCUAAUAACUAAUGAAAAAGCAAGAGAACAAUAUGUCUUGUUAAAAGAUAAAUACGAUUUAAUAAAAUAUGAAAUCAAUAUGAUACAACAACGAUUACAACAAACGCUGCAUCACAAAACUAAGGAGGAGGUAGAAUUAUUGAAGACAAAUAUUGACAAUCUGAUGGAACGUAUAGAUGCAGCUAGAAAUUUAGAAAAAGAUAAUUUAAUAAAGACUAAAGAAUUGGAAUGUCAAUUGAAAGAUGUUGUAAAUAUUCGCGAAAAUCAAUUGAAAGAAGCUGAGAAUCUAUUAACGAGCUUAAAAAAGAAAGCUGAAAAAAGUCGUGCCGAGUGGCAAAAACGUGAAAAAGAAUUCCAAACGCUCGAGUUAGAAAUAAAAGAGUUAAGAGGAAUUAUCCAAACGGAGAAACAACAAUUAAUUAAGAUCGAAGACAAAUUAAUUCAGCUCAAUGAAAUCGGAAAUACUUUUGCAAAAGAACUCGAGGAAAUUAAUGUCAAGGUAAAAAGCUCAAAAGAUCGAGUUAAAGAACGAAAGCAAAUUAUAAAUAAACAAAACGAGGAGAUGCAAAAGUUAAAAACAAAAAAAGAAAAUAUCACCAAACAAAAAGGAGAAGAUGAAUUGGAAAUAAAAACAUUAAAUCAUCAAAUAGCUUCAUGUAUAGGCGUUUCUUCAAAAUGCGCACAUAAGCUUAAAGAUUUAAAGAAACAAUAUCCAUGGAUAGAAGAAGAUAAGCAAUAUUUUGAAAAACCAGGUGGCAUGUAUGAUUUUAAAGUUAACCACCCAGAAGAAACAGAUAAAAAAUUACAGCAAUUGCGGACAGAGUGCAAACAGUUGAAACGUAAUGUCAACACGCGAGCAAUUAAUCUUUUGGAUAAAGAAGAGGAACAGUAUAACGACAUGAUGAAAAAGAAGAAAAUAGUUGAAAAUGACAAGAAAAAAAUACUUGAAACAAUCCAAUAUUUAGAUAAAAAGAAAAAGGAGGCGCUUCAGAAAGCUUGGCUACAAGUAAACAAAGACUUUGGAUCAAUAUUCAGUAGUUUGUUGCCAGGAAGUAAUGCUAAGCUUGUACCUCCAGAAAAUCAAACAAUUACAGAUGGAUUAGAAAUAAGAAUUGGAUUUUCUGGAGUUUGGAAAGAAUCGUUGGGAGAGUUGUCUGGUGGUCAAAGAUCCUUAGUCGCUUUGUCUUUAAUAUUAGCAAUGCUUUUAUUCAAACCAGCACCGCUUUACAUUUUAGAUGAAGUAGAUGCAGCUUUAGAUCUUUCUCAUACAGAAAAUAUAGGUAAAAUGUUGAAGAGACAUUUUAAACAUUCACAGUUUAUUGUUGUAUCUUUGAAAGAUGGUAUGUUCAAUAAUGCCAAUGUAUUAUUUACAACAAGAUUUAUUGAUGGAAUGUCAACGGUUAUUAGAACAGAGAAAUCUAAAUCGAAGUAACAAUAUAAUGAUAUAUUGUAAUAUAAUCCUAAUGUAAAUAUAACCCUUAUUUUUUUUACUUUUUUUUAUU